AAAAGCACAGGAUGCCGAAAAGAAAGGAUGCGGCAACGGAUGAAGAGGACGAUGAGUAUCGUAAAAAGCGUGAUCGGAAUAACCAGGCCGUAAAACGGAGCCGAGUGAAGUCGAAAAUGAAAACGGAAGAAACACAGCAGCGGGUGAACGAGUUGCGGGUGAAGAACCAAGUGCUGGAGGACAAAAUAGAUACCCAGAGGAAGGAGCUUAAGUUUUUGAAGGAGCUCUUCCUCACUCAGGCGCAGGCAAAGGCCGACAAAUUGACUGGCGUUAAUUUGAACGAAUUGUUGCAAUGUUCGGACGAGGAGGAAGGAAGCGAAAGGGAGACCAGUACCAGCAAGCGUUCCAAGGAUUCGUCCAAAGGCGAAAGCAGUGGCUCGAGGAAGAGAUCCAAACGGUGAACACAGAGAGAGAGAACCGGAUACAUCCGCCAGCGAUAGGUUAAACCUCUAGAAUCUGUUUCAUAUAGCGCGCAGUAGAAGCUCACAAUUGUUUCUGAAAACAUGCUUUGCGCCAUUCUGGGUCAAUGGACAGUUUUCCGAUAAAAAAAGGGUAAAACACAUACCACAAAAAGUACUUUUAUCCAAUAAUGACAAAAAAAGUUAAACAAAGGUAGUCUUUGAGGAUCAUUAUGCCAUUAUCGCGCGAGGUUUAAAGUCAGAAUCAAAUUCAAUGGGUCAUGGUUUAUCACUUUUGGUUUCUGUUGUAGCAUUGUGAAUCUAAGACAGAAAAGAACACAGAAUAUAUAAUUACAUUUUAGCAUCCAGUCUUCACACCGG
Molecule: messenger RNA, 779 nt
Organism: Anopheles cruzii
Lineage: Eukaryota; Metazoa; Arthropoda; Insecta; Diptera; Culicidae
Product: CCAAT/enhancer-binding protein gamma-like
Exons: 2
Coding region: 12-401 (129 amino acids)
Biological process (GO): regulation of transcription by RNA polymerase II; DNA-templated transcription
Molecular function (GO): DNA-binding transcription factor activity, RNA polymerase II-specific; RNA polymerase II cis-regulatory region sequence-specific DNA binding
Source: RefSeq, a predicted model, not a curated record